Messenger RNA from Coffea arabica (coffee), 1504 nucleotides. The record is from RefSeq and is a predicted model, not a curated record. NCBI's taxonomy places the organism in Eukaryota, Viridiplantae, Streptophyta, Magnoliopsida, Gentianales, Rubiaceae.
UGCUAACUUAGCCACCUCACAUAGUAUGACAUGUUAUAAGGAUGGUGGGGACAUCAGUCCUUUAUCAGAGUCAUUUCAUGACACCACAGGAGGAUCAUUCAAGAAUCCAGAAUCUGAUUUCACAUUGAAGGAACAAGAAUGUAUCGCUUUCGUGAAGAGAUGCAAGAGCCUCAGAGAUAUGAAAGUAGUUCAUUGCCAGAUUGUGAAAUUGGGGUUGAUUUGGAGCUCUUUCUGUGCAAGCAAUCUAGUUGCCACUUGUGCUCUUUCUGACUGGGGCAGCAUGGACUAUGCCUGCUCAAUUUUUCGCCAAAUAGACGACCCAGAUGGAUCAAAAGACAAUUGCUUCUUGGAGUGCUCUAGUUUCAGCUCAUGCAAACUUGGGCAUGUGGUCUGAAUGCCUUGGGAUUUUUGCUGACAUGAAUUCUGAAGGUUGUUUGAGGGCUGAGGAGAGUGUGCUAGUAAGUGUGCUCUCUGCUUGUACUCAUUUAGGUGACUGGAUUUAGGUAGGUCUGUACAUUGUUAUCUAAUAAGGAAUAUGAGUGGCCUCAAUGUCAUAGUGGAGACUUCCUUAAUGGACAUGUAUAUGAAAUGUGGCUGCUUAGAGAAAGGGUUGUGUCUGUUUGAAAGAAUGGCAAACAAGAACCAGAUGUCUUACAGUGUAAUGAUUUCAGGGCUAGCAAUGCAUGGAUGUGGUCAGGAAGCUCUAAGAGUCUUCUCACAAAUGCUUGAAGAAGGAUUACCACCAGAUGAUGUUAUUUUGUCGGUGUACUCAGUGCUUGCAGUCAUGCUGGCCUUGUCGAAGAAGGUUUGAGAUGUUUCAACAAGAUGAAGUAUGAGAAUGGGAUUAAACCAACAAUUCAACACUAUGGGUGCAUGGUUGAUCUAAUGGGCAGAGCAGGAAUGCUUAAUGAAGCUUUAGAGCUUGUCAAUGGCAUGCCAAUGGUACCAAACGAUGUUUUGUGGAGGGGUCUUCUUACUGCUUGCAAGAUCCAUUCAAAUGUUGAAUUGGCAGAGGUAGCAGCUAAAAAUCUGUUUCAACUGAAUUCUCAUAAUGCCAGUGAUUAUUUGACUUUAUCAAAUCUUUAUGCAAAAGCUCAAAGAUGGGAGGAUGUGGCGUCUACUCGCACCAGAUUAGCUGAAGAGGGCUUGAACCAAGAGCCUGGAUCCAGCUCUGUGGAGGUGAAAAGGGAAGUGUUUAAGUUUGUAUCUCAAGAUAAGUCACAUCCCCAGUGGGAGAGCGUAUAUGAGAUGCUUCACCAGAUGGAAUGGCAGUUGAAAUUUGAAGGGUAUUCCCCAGAUACAUCACAAGUAUCGCUGGAUGUAGAUGAAGAAGAGAAGAGACAGAGAUUGAGUACUCACAGCCAAAAAUUGGCAAUUGCCUUUGCACUGAUUCAUACAUCGCAGCAUUCUCCCAUCAGAAUUGUUAGAAGUGUCAGAAUGUGCAGUGACUGUCACACAUAUACUAAAUUCAUUUCAACCAUUUAUGAAAGAGAAAUUACUGUAA